This is a messenger RNA of Cutaneotrichosporon cavernicola, 1581 nucleotides long. RefSeq lists its product as uncharacterized. The transcript is spliced from 8 exons. Gene Ontology annotation, molecular function: protein binding; transcription corepressor activity. Bases 1 to 1581 code for a protein of 526 amino acids. Gene Ontology annotation, cellular component: histone deacetylase complex. NCBI's taxonomy places the organism in Eukaryota, Fungi, Basidiomycota, Tremellomycetes, Trichosporonales, Trichosporonaceae. The record is from RefSeq and is a predicted model, not a curated record. Gene Ontology annotation, biological process: regulation of transcription by RNA polymerase II.
AUGGCCCCCGAAAACGGACCUGCCAUUGGGCAGUUGGCGGGGCCUGGUAAUGUUCACCUCACAAGCGAGGAGAUCAACAUUCUCAUCUACCUCUAUUUGCUCGAGUCCAACUUCAAGCACACGGCUUUCACUCUCCUAUCCGAGUCGGCGCUUCCUUCGACUGCUCUGUUCCAACAGUUCAACCCUGGGUACCCUGUCCCCCCCUCCCAACGAUCUGCUUCCAACACCUUUGGUAGCAGCCGCACCAACGGUGCUACCCGGGGGUCAGCGUCAGAAACUUUCGGUGCUCCUCAGGACAAGAUCGCUCGCGGAGAGUUGAUUCGCAAGCUGUGGAAGGCCUUGCGAUGGGAAGAGAUCGAGCGCCACACUACGACUGAACCUGACGCGUUUAUGCCAGCCUGUAACUCCCGGUUUCAGCUCCUCGUCCCACACACUUGCUCGCCUGAGGGUGAAUUGUCUGUUCCAGGGGUGUCGUCCUCGCCACCCCCCAGACGUCCAGACACCUUUCCAUGGCAUCCUGGGCCUUGCUGCAAGCGAGGGAAGCUCCUGGACGGAGCAUCGCGAUGCUCGUCCGAUGGUGUCGGUCGCCUUUUCACCCCCUCUGGACAAUUGCAAGGCAUUCUAAGCUACGGACGCGGGACCAUCAAUUCUCUCAAAUUUAACCCCUCGGGCAACUCGUUAUUGGCCGCCAAGGACGACUUCACAGUUUGCCUGUUCCUUCUCAACUUUGAUUUGCAGUCACCCAAGCAACUGAGCUUCGAGUCACACACCAAGGAAGUGAACGAUGUCGACUGGCUCGAUGACGAUGUCUUUGCGUCCGGCGGUAACGACCACACAAUCUUCAUCUAUCGAUCCAAUGACCGUCGCCCACGAUUCACCCUCAAAGGCCACUCAGAUGAUGUAACAAGGGUCAAGUGGUCGCCAGCUCGUCCUGGCGAGGGUGACCAACAACGCCUACUUGCGUCUGUCUCGGACGAUGGAUCCAUCAUGAUCUGGAAGCUUCCACAUUACCCAGCGGACCGUGGCACAGUAAGCCGUUCGCUCUCGCCGAGUAAGCAGCCCCGAGAGAAGGAGCCGUCGACGGACGAGUUUUUCCAAAUGACGGUGUUGCCAGGAUCCGAAUACUGCGUCAAUCGCCUCCAAGUGGUCAACAGCAGCACCGACAACAAGCGCAUGAAUACGGUCGAAUGGGGCCCUACGUGUAAAGAUGGCCGAAUGAUCAUCGCAGCGGGUGGCCAAGACUCAACGGUCAAAUUGUUCGAUGCGAGCUCAGGUGAAUGUCUCCACGCUCUGGCUGGCCUUGAACAUGGCACUGGCUCAAUCGCGUUCUCACCAACCUCAAGCUUGACUCGCCCCGGGGGUGUGCUCGCGGGAGGCGGAUGGAAUGGCAAGGCCAUUCUCUGGGACGUAGUGACUGGCGAAGUCCUCAAGGAGUAUGAAGUCGAAGAGGAACUGGAGCGACAAAGUACCCGUGACCGGCCGAUGAUGAUGACAAUGGCUUGGCGACACGACGGCCAACAGCUGGCUGUUGGGCUCCACAACAAGUCCCUCAUGACCGCCUAUGUGGGAUCGCUCCUGUAG